AAUAAUACAUUUAUCCUUUAAAAAAUUAAGAAGUUUUGAUAUCUUUUUUUUUUUUUUCAAAAAAGGGGUCCCAUGUACUUGAGAAAUUGAUGUGUUUCUAGAUUAGUUAUAGGAAUGUCAAAAUACACAUUCAGGGAACUUUAUAUAGAAAGUGCCUGGAAAUGUGGUUGAAGGCAAAUGUGGUUGAUGCACAAUUGCCUUCUGACUUUUUAGUUUUGGGAACGAUAAAGGAAAAUGUAUCCGAAAUUUUACAAGUUUUCUACACAAAACAACAAAAAAACGAAGAAAAUUAAGACUUAUUUCCUCAACUCUGGCCCUUUGCUGAUAUGAAAACAAUCAAAUUUCCUUCUGUCAACUAUAUAUAUUGCUAGAUACAACCUAGUCUUGGCCAUUAAAUGCACAUUCCUCUGUUUUUCUUUUGAUUUUAUUACACAAAUUAAUUUGGGUUUUUUUUUUGGGUAAUUGGUAAUUUCUUGAAGGAGUAUGGCAGAAUCCACUGUCAGAUGUGAGAAUCUUGAGGCGCACAAUGCAGAAGAAGAUGGUUUAAGUCAGAAGGCUGAAACCAGCAACACCAACUCGACAGUAUGUUGUAUAUGUAUUCAAGAUGAUGGAAAUGGCAACGAUGAUGCUGCUGCUGCCGAUGCCAGUGACUUGAAUCAAAUGGGAAACAUCGACUCAUCUGCUCCUCUUCUGCCAUUGCCAGAGACUGACCAGUCCAUCAGAGUAGGCGUUGAAGGAGACGACGAUGAUGGCGUCGGCAACAGGGAAUAUGGCCUGGACGAGACGCCCACUACCAUUGAACGCUUAGAACGGAUCUUCCUCAUCGUGAACUUCGUUAUAGAACUAUCAACGGCGGUUUUUGAUCAGCUUUCUUCUGUACAUAAGCCCCACUUUGCACUGAUCAGCUUGUUAAUGUCUUCGGUAGUCAUGUUGAUUUCAGUUGCGAUUCUCGUUUACAAGGGUCGAAAACAGAGAGUUAAAUGGAUGAAGAGGGGGCUGAUACCUUGGUUUUACUAUCCAUCGCCAAAUCACAAGCCUUUUGGGGCGUUUCCAGACAUUAUUGGCCUCGUUUGCGCCUUCUUCCAAUGUGUUUUUUCAACAAUAGGUUAUGGUUUUUUGUCCCGACAUGCAAAUAAUCCUGUCAAAGUAUCUUUUUGGCCGAUCAUAUUCGCCGGUGGCCUAUUGUACUCUGGAUUUGUUGGAAAUCCAUCCAAGGGAAAGCCGUUGAUCGACACUUCAGCUCACAAGCAAAUGGAGAUGAGGAGUAGCGUUGAGAUUGUAGAGAUGGCGUUAGUUGAUGGCAGAGGAAACAGGCGGAAGGGGGCAACUCUUGAGCAUUUGGAAUUACUAAGAAGGUUUGAGCAACUAGAAAUGCUCAAGGACCUGGGAAGACUGAACCUCUUAGAAAUGUUGAGCGCUAAUCUCGAGGUGAGCUCCGAGCAAUUGGAAAGGCACAGGACCGAUGAUCAUGGGGCACUUGGAAAUGAUGUGGAAGCCUCGUAUGUAGCACUUACUGGAGAUGAGGGGCGAAAUUCGAAUAUAAUGGUAAGCCCAUGAACAAUCAGAUACGCAAAAAUUGAAUUGAGCCUUGACACGAGCAAAUUUGAAAUGGGGGCAGAGCAGCAUGUUCAAAAAAUCACAAACUCAAGCUAUUUGAAGAUCUUCAGUGAAGUCGCAGCUACGAAGCACAACCUUUCAUGUGAUGCACUAGGAGUUGUCACUUAACAAAUGGAGCUAUUAAUUAAAUUUUACUUUGUAUAAUGUUUAUUUGUAUAUGACGAUGUUAACAAUUUACUUGUAUAUAAUCGAAUUUGGUUGUUAGUGAAAUAUAGAAAGC
Messenger RNA from Manihot esculenta (cassava), 1837 nucleotides. RefSeq lists its product as uncharacterized. The record is from RefSeq and is a predicted model, not a curated record. The transcript has 3 exons. Bases 484 to 1557 code for a protein of 357 amino acids. Lineage: Eukaryota; Viridiplantae; Streptophyta; Magnoliopsida; Malpighiales; Euphorbiaceae.